AUCUGUCCAAUGAAAAGAUUAGCAGAACCUAUUGAAUGACCUCAUCUUUUAAGCUCUAACAUUAUCUUAUCUUACCUUAUUUGAUGCUAUGUUCCUUUUGAGGCGGACAGAGGUCUGCGUGCGGUCUGUAUCUGUGUCUGUGUGUGUGUGUGUGUGUGUAUGUGUGUGUGUGUGUGUGUGUGAGUCUGCGCGUACAUGUGUGUGCAUCAGUGUGUGCAUCAGUGUGUGUGUGUGUGUGUGUGUGUGUGUGUGUGUGUGUGUGUGUGUGUUUGUGUUUGGGUUUGUGUGUGUGUUGUGUGAUCUGGUGUAAAUGAGGCCCUGCCAACCGUCACCUCCGCCACACAACACUUGCUCAGCAGUGGCAGGCCAUCAAAAACCCACUCGUUCCCACUCCACCUGUUCAAAACACAAUCAAUCUGCUGCCGCCCAAUCAGGGGCCUGGCCCUGGCAGCGGGGCCAAUGGAAUCGCGUUAACGCUGAGGGGCGCCGACCAAUCCCGGGCCGCAUUCUAAUGUGGCCUGGGCCUCCUAUCUUUAUCAAGGUGCCACUUCAUUAUCCAGAUAGUGCUUACUUAUGACUCUUGAGAGGGAGCGUGCAGGAGGAGCUGCUGUGAACCUGACCCACCGUGUGUUUCCACUGAAGGACGUAAUAAUGGAGUGAGGCCGGGGCGAGCCAUGGCUGGGAGGAUAGGUGAAGGGAACGCGUGAGAACAGGAACCCCUGCAGAGCGCUCGCCUCACUGUCUCAGCGUCCCAUGCGGGCAGAACCAGGACACAGGGAGCGCUUGGUACAGAGGAGCGGCCCCUCCAAACCCCGCCGUCGUACGCACCAGAGAACCCGAGGACCGCAGCGGUGACCCGGGACCCCCCCCCAGUCCUACCCAGUGUGCCUCCCCUCACCCUCAGCGUCCUCCUCCCCGCUUUACUCCUAACUGGGACCUCACUGGGCGGCUCUGUGUGGAAGAAGCGGUUUUCCAUGGAUCCGAACAUCCAGGGCUCUUUCCUGUUCAACAACAGCCUGACCCCGUUCCCGUCGGACCUCAAGGCGCCGGUGUGCCCGUACGCCGUGCAGAACUCCUUCUACAAGCUCGGACCGGGCCUGAGCAGCCAGCUCCCCGCCGGGACCCCGCACGGCAUCAGUGACAUCCUGAGCCGCUCCAUGAUGGCGGUGAGCUCCCCUGGCGGAGCCACCACCACCACCACCCUGCUGUCGGGGUACUCCACCAUGGGGGGCUUCGCCCACCCCGCCGCCGUGGCCGGGUCGGGGAUGUACUACAACCGGGACUGCGGCCCGGCGGCCUCCGUGGGGGGCUUCACCAAGCCCGCCGGGGCGGACUGCCCCAUGAAGGGCCGGAGCUGCUGGGCGGAGGGCGGCUACGACUGGAGGGGGGGCCGGCAGCCCUGCAGCAACAACAACGUGACUCUUGGAGAAAUGGCCGCCAGAAAGAAACACACACGGCCCACGUUCAGCGGCCAUCAGAUCUUUGCCCUGGAGAAGACCUUCGAGCAGACCAAGUACCUUGCGGGGCCCGAGAGGGCCCGGCUGGCCUACUCCCUUGGCAUGACCGAGUCCCAAGUCAAGGUGUGGUUCCAGAACCGGCGCACCAAAUGGAGGAAGAAGAGCGCGUCGGAGCCCAGCUCCACGCAGGCCUGCGGGGGGCUGGGGGCGGGCGAGGCCUCAGAGAACGAGGUGGAGGACGAGGAGUACAACAGACCGCUGGACCCCGACUCGGACGACGAGAAGAUACGACUGCUGCUGCGCAAACACCGCAGGGCCUUCUCCGUGCUGCGGCUCGGACCCCACCAUGUCUGACACACGCACACACACACAUGUACUGCAACUACACACACACGCUCGCUCUCACACACACACACACAAGCAUACAUGCUCAUACACACACACGUAUAAGCAUACACGCACACACACACACACGUACACACACACACACGUACCCACGCACACACAGACACGCUCGCGCACCCACAUACAGACGGGCACCCACGCACACACAAACACACACACACACACACACACACACACACACACACACACACACACACACACACACACACACACAGAGACACACACACACACACAGACACACACAAAAGGGCACUAACACACACUCACACACGCUCAUAAACGCGCUUACACACACAUGCACACACAGACACAAGCACGCACACACAUGCACAAACAUUCACAUACACACACAACCACACCACCACACACUCCCAUGCGCACACAGGCACACAACCACACACACACACACACACACACACACACACACACACACACACACACACACACACACACACACACACACACACACACACACACACACAGACACUCCCAGCAGACA
Molecule: messenger RNA, 2361 nt
Organism: Gadus macrocephalus (Pacific cod)
Lineage: Eukaryota; Metazoa; Chordata; Actinopteri; Gadiformes; Gadidae
Gene: nkx6-3
Product: NK6 homeobox 3
Exons: 3
Coding region: 975-1811 (278 amino acids)
Biological process (GO): cell differentiation; regulation of transcription by RNA polymerase II
Cellular component (GO): nucleus
Molecular function (GO): RNA polymerase II cis-regulatory region sequence-specific DNA binding; DNA-binding transcription factor activity, RNA polymerase II-specific
Source: RefSeq, a predicted model, not a curated record